Eremomyces bilateralis CBS 781.70 is the source of this 1634-nucleotide messenger RNA. RefSeq names its product arginine biosynthesis ArgJ. Gene Ontology annotation, biological process: L-ornithine biosynthetic process; L-arginine biosynthetic process. Bases 466 to 1494 code for a protein of 342 amino acids. Gene Ontology annotation, cellular component: mitochondrial matrix. The transcript has a single exon. Lineage: Eukaryota; Fungi; Ascomycota; Dothideomycetes; Eremomycetales; Eremomycetaceae. The record is from RefSeq and is a predicted model, not a curated record. Gene Ontology annotation, molecular function: L-glutamate N-acetyltransferase activity, acting on acetyl-L-ornithine as donor; L-glutamate N-acetyltransferase activity, acting on acetyl-CoA as donor.
CACCAGAGUUCGAAAUACUUAUUUAAUACCGCGCAAUUCCUCAAUUGAAGCUUGAACCUUCAGAUCUUUGCGAACAUGGCUCGACCAGGUUGCCGCGGCUUCUCCGCUGCCAUACAGAAAACCUUUGUCCGAUACUAUGCUGCACCGGGAGAAGGCAACCUCCCCGCAUCAAAGGCGAAAUAUGUGCCGAUAUCCGGCACAUAUCCAAAGGGAUUCUACGCAACCGGGCAUCAUGUGGGAGUUAAGGCCUCAAAUACCAGAUUUGAUGAUCUUGCGUUGAUCACGUCAUCGUCGCCAUGUUCUGCCGCGGCGGUAUUCACUACCAACAAAUUCCAAGCCGCGCCGGUCACGGUGACGAGGGACAUGCUGAAGCGCAGAGCCGGAAGUGGCGUAAGAGCUGUGGUGAUCAAUUCAGGAUGCGCGAAUGCGGUGACAGGAAGAGGUGGGAUUGAGGACGCAACCAAGAUGGGAGAGCAGACCGAUCAAUGUUUCGAGGAGCACGGAAAUGACGGGAAAGGCUCGAGGACGGUCGUCAUGAGCACCGGCGUCAUCGGACAAAGGCUGCCCAUACGAAAGAUCAUCAACUCAAUACCAGCCGCUCACUCGAAUUUGGGCCAGACGCACGAUCACUGGUUGAAAGCUGCCCGCGCCAUCUGCACGACGGAUACGUUCCCCAAGCUGAUCUCCCGUCCCUUUACGCUGCCGUCAAGCCCAGGCAAGACCUAUCACCUUGCCGGCAUGACCAAAGGUGCCGGCAUGAUCCACCCUAAUAUGGCCACCCUUCUUGGAAUCCUCUGUACAGACGCUCCGAUCACCCCUCCUGCUCUCCAAGCCCUCCUCAGCCAGUCCAUCGCGAAGUCUUUCAAUAGCAUCUCCAUCGAUGGCGACACGAGCACGAACGAUACCGUUGCAUUACUCGCUAAUGGCGCAGCUGGCGGCUCGACGAUCGACCUUCCAUCUGAGAGCGCAUCGUCCGAAUCUCGUGCCAAUUUCGACGCUAUGCAGACUACCCUUACGAACUUCGCUGCGGAUCUCGCGAAACUCGUCGUUCGUGAUGGAGAAGGCGCCACGAAGUUCGUCACGAUCCGAGUGGUCAAUGCGCUAAAUGACACGGAUGCGCACCUCGUCGCCUCCAGCAUCUCGCGUUCGCCACUAGUGAAGACAGCGCUCUACGGCAAAGAUGCGAACUGGGGAAGGAUCCUCUGCGCGACGGGCUACACGGCCGGGUUAAGCUCGACGGAAGAUUCGGUCAUCCCGGCUCAGACGAGCGUGAGCUUUGUGCCGACGGACGGAAGCCCGGAGUUGAAGUUGUUGGUGGAUGGGGAGCCUGAGAGUGUGGAUGAGGCGCGGGCGGCGGAGAUUUUGCAGAUGGAGGAUCUGGAAAUUUUGGUGAGGCUGGGGAAGGAUGGACAGGGGAGGGAUGGUGAGUGCAGGUUUUGGACUUGUGAUUUUAGUCAUGAGUAUGUAACGAUCAAUGGGGACUAUCGUACUUGAUUGAGCGAGUUGGGUCUAUAGUCCGCGAGGUAUGCGGAGUCGAGAGUCUGUUCGUUAAUGUCAGCGAUUAGAGCCUAGACAUGUCUAUCGGAAUAGGAUAUAUUCUUCAUCUAGUCUUGUUAAAUGGUUCUAAGCCCCGA